UUUGCUUCCACACAGCCGCGAGCGUAGCUAGAGCGAGUAUCUUAAAGGAAUAACACAAAUACUUCAAAUCGUCGAGUAUUGCUUGCGAAAGAAAUAUUUAAAAAAGAAUAAUAAUAUAUAUUUAAAAAAAAAAAAACUUCAGCAUGAAAGCUAUAAGUCCAGUGAGAUCCUUCCGGAAAAACGGCGCGAGCGUGACGGAGCAAAGCCUCGGAGUGUCUCGGAGCAAGACCCCCGCGGAUGAUCCCCUCAGCCUGCUGUACAACAUGAACGACUGCUACUCCAAGCUCAAGGAGCUCGUGCCGAGCAUCCCGCAGAACAAGCACGUGAGCAAAAUGGAGAUCUUGCAGCAUGUCAUCGAUUACAUCCUGGAUCUGCAGAUCGCACUCGACUCCCAUUCCGCGACGAGUACGCUCCAUCACCCGCGACCCGAGCAGGGCUCGAGCAGGACACCUCUCACCACCAUCAACACAGACAUCAGGAUCCUGUCCUUACAGACCCCGGAGUUUCAGUCAGACUUGAUCACAGAGGACAGUCGGACACUUUACCGUUAACCAGGUGUUUGCUUAAGACGUGAACACACAGGACCCAGGAACCGACCUUUUCUCUCCACACAUACACACACACAUACACACUCAAUUUCUGUUCUUGCCUGGAUCUCUCCCCCGCCCCCCCUCCUUCUGAAUGAAGAGGUGUUUGCUUCUUAAAGGACAAUGUAGGUCUAUGUGAUGUGUUCUUGGUUUGGACAUUAAUUUUAUUUAUCUAAAGACUCUAGUCUUUUUUUUUUUUUUUUUUUCCUUUUCUUUUUUUGUUCCUUCAAGACGAAGAAGCACUAACUUCCCAAAAUGGGAGGAGAAAACAGGAAUGGAAGAAGAAAAUGUCGCCUUCUCUUAAAUGAGAUGUUUUUUUUGGUGAAGACGGUGUGAAUAGAAGCCGGUGUGCUUCAGUUACUGUACAAAGUUUAGUCUUUUUUUCCCCCCACCCCUCUAUAUUUCUUCCCAUCAUUCUUUGGGCACGUGAAGGACUGGACGGCCAAUCUGCCAUGAGCGUGAAACCUCGUGAACUCUUUGAGUUGUAUCUUGUAUAGUUGCAGACGCUGGACUUCCACGCUGCAAAGUGUCAUGCUGUAUUUAAUUAUGCUGAAACUUUUUAUAAAAGUAAUUGUAAAUCGUACCUUUUUAUAUAUAAAAAAAAUAAAUCAAAUGCUUUAUUUGAA
Molecule: messenger RNA, 1213 nt
Organism: Clarias gariepinus (North African catfish)
Lineage: Eukaryota; Metazoa; Chordata; Actinopteri; Siluriformes; Clariidae
Gene: id2a
Product: inhibitor of DNA binding 2a
Exons: 3
Coding region: 144-551 (135 amino acids)
Biological process (GO): circadian regulation of gene expression; cell differentiation; negative regulation of transcription by RNA polymerase II
Cellular component (GO): nucleus; cytoplasm
Molecular function (GO): protein dimerization activity; transcription regulator activity
Source: RefSeq, a predicted model, not a curated record